AUGUACAAGUCCGGUGGCAAACUUGUACAUCACAUCAAGGGGAUGAUGUCUCUUCUAAUUAAUGUUCCAUCACCUUUUGCAGUAAUUGAAGCAAGUUUUACAUUAUCAACGUCAGCUAUUGAAAACAUUUCACCAGUUAUCAUCAAAAGAAUAUCCAAGGAGUUGAACGUUCUUGUCGCACAGCCUCCAGAAGGAAUUAGAGUUAUCAUUAAUGAGCUGGAUGUUUGUGAUAUUCAAGCUUGGAUAUUAGGGCCUGAGGGAACACCUUACGAAGAAGGAAUGUUUAAGAUUAAAGUGGUAUUAGGCACCGAUUUUCCAUCAGUACCUCCAAAAUGCCAUUUCAUAACCAAAAUCUUUCAUCCAAAUGUUUCAAAAUCUGGUGAAGUUUGUGUAAAUACACUAAAAAAAGAUUGGAACAAAGAUUUUGGGAUUGAGAGGAUUUUACUGACUGUAAAAUGUCUCUUGAUUUUUCCUAAUCCGGAAUCUGCGCUUAACGAAGAAGCUGGUAAAUUACUUUUAGAAGAAUACGAAGAGACCAGAAUAACUUUGUUUGUUUCACGUUCAUUAGCUAACUAUGACUGCGAUAUCAAAAAUGAUCCAAGAGACGAAUUUCAGAAAAUAGCAGCUCUACGACGAUUAUCCGGAGAAACUGUCGACGGAGCUCAAUAA
Messenger RNA from Entrophospora candida, 669 nucleotides. NCBI's taxonomy places the organism in Eukaryota, Fungi, Glomeromycota, Glomeromycetes, Entrophosporales, Entrophosporaceae. The record is from the annotation of a GenBank genome assembly.